GGGCCGGGGAGGCGGGCGGCGAUGGCCUCCCGGGAUCUCUGAGCGGUGCCCAGCGGGGCCCGAGGCGGAAGGGUCAGUCCCGGUGCCCCCCGGCUGCCCGGUGGGGCAAAGCGACUGGAACGGGUUGGAAGGUGAGGACGUGCCGGGGCGAGCCAUGGAGGAGGCGGCGGAGGCUGCGGGGCCCGCGGCGGCGGUGGACCGGCGGGUGGCGAGCGCCACGCUGACCUGGCGGCAGAGGCCGCCGGGUCCAGGCCGGGAGGAGGUGAGGCACCGGCUCCAUAAGGUUUCACUGGUGAGCGGCGGGGUGGACGGCGGGCCCGGGCCCGGGACCGAGGCCGGAGUCCGGCCGCCCUCGGUCUACGAGUACUCCCGGCACCGAGAGGUGGUGAACGGCGUGACCACCAAGGACGAGGAGAGCGAGAGCUACCGGGGUCCUCAGGGCGAGGAGCCUCAGGGGACCCUGGCCCGGGACCCCUCCCCUGAUCCCCGAAGGAAAUUUCUCAGCCACGGGCCCAUCUUCUCCAAGAUGUUCACGCCCCUACCCAAGGGCAAGAAGCCCACGGGGCACCCAGAGACGGGGGGCGACGGCGGGGCCCCGGCCCAGCGCGCCCCCGGACACGACGCCUCGGGCCCCGAGAUUGGCUCUCAGGCGGAACCCCCGGGAGCCGGUACUUGGGGGGCUGGCCGCGGCAUCCCCCGGUCCCUAAACCCGGCCCUGGGCUGCCAGGCCGAGAGGAGGGUGACGCGCACGGUCCGCACCACGACCAUCGCGGGGGCCCAGAUGGAGAGCCACGUGUCCACCUCGGUGACGUCGAGCCCGGCGCCAGCCGGAGGACUGCCGCGGGGCCGCCACGUGUCCCGCACGGUCCGCACGUUGACCGUGGUGACCCCCCAGCCCGGCGCUCCUGCCGCCCGCCCCUCCAGCCCCGGCCGCCUCCCCCGCUCCCCCAGCCGGAGCCAGGCUCUGGAGAUCAUCAGCACUUUGGUCCCGGGGGCACCGCCGGACCCCGGGCCCACCAAGCCUGGAGGCCCCGCCAGUCCCCACGGCACGAGGCCGAGCCGGCUGCCCCGCGCCGUGGCCUGCCCCGCGGAGGGUGGGUCGCGCCCGCCCAGCUCCCGAGGAGCGGCUGGGCACUCGGAGGGCGCAGGAGGGGUAGUGCCGGUCAUCGUGGUCCUCCCCCCGCCUGAGGCCCCCGGGGUCGCAGGGAGAGAGGAAGGUGGCGAUGAACCAGAGGCCGCAGGGGAGACGGCGGCCGGGCGGACAGACGUGGACGCCGACCCCGGGGCCUGCUCCCGCAAAGGGGCGAACUCGACACGCGGCGUGGUGUCUGCCAGAGACCAGCCACGGGAGGUCCGCCGCAGUGCAGCUAAAUCUCGGGGCGGCCCCUCGGGGUCCCCUCUCGUUGGCUCAGCCCCCCAGAAGCGGGGCCAGACCCCCAGGGAGGACGGCCCUAGGGAGACUGAGGCUCAAAUCUCCCCUGGAGGCGGAGGGGGUCCGUCUCCCACAGGCCCCGAGGACGUAGAACCCCCUUGCUCCCCUGAAACAAGCCCCAGGUCCCCAACCCCUAUUGACCGCCCCCCUAGGGCGAGCCCCCCGACUCCAGCUACCUGCUCCAAGGGGGCAAACUCUUCUCCUCCUCCCUCGGCUGGAUCCCCAAGGUCAAGCACCCCUCCCCACACUGACCAACCUCGGGGAGUGAGCCCCCCGUCCCCCGCUGCCCAAACCCAAGAGGUCAGCCCCCCGGCUCCAACAGCCGACCCCCAGGAGGGGAGCCCUCCUCCCGGCACUGUCCACCCCCAAGAGGCGAGCCCCACGCCCCCAGCUGCGGGCCCCCAGGAGGGGAGCCCCCCAUCUCCCUCUGCCCCCCACCCGGGGGAAAAUGAGGCUCCAGACCCAGCCUCCGGGUCCACCACAGAAAGGCUCCCCGGGCCGAGCGACCCCUUGGCCCCGGCCCCGGCGGGACCAUCGGCCUCGGCGCCAACAGGACCCCCGGCCACGGCCCCGAAGGAACCCCCGGCCCCGACCCCGGCCGGACCCCCGGUGACCGGAUCCCAGCAAGAGGUGGUGGCUGCGGAUGACGAGGCGGCGCUGACGGCCGACCUGGAGCUGUUUGUGGACACCCUGCGCAGCAUGGAGACCCCCGAGAUCCUCCGCACCCACAAGCUGCCCCGCGCGCCCCGUUCCUCCUACCUGGCCGUGUACGCCACGCUGCCCGCCAUCGAAGAGGACCAGGCCGGCCCGCAGUCCUUCAACCCCCACGCCUCUGUGGGCCCCGUUGGCCAGGAGCGGGAGCCGGUGGAUCCGGAGGAGCCGGAGGAGCCGGAGAACCCUUACCUGAGCGACGACGAGAAGCUACAGCGGCGGCAGAAGGCCCAGGGGGCCCAGCAGCCUUUCGUCUGGGAGAGCCGGCCCCUACGGCCGGCCCAGGAGAACCCCUCCCCACUGGAGAUGAUGAAGAGGCACACGGCGGCGGCGGCCGACAGGACCGGGGAGCCCGGGGGUCCGGCCCGGCCCGGGGCCCUGAAGGCUUCGGAGCUGCUGGCCGAGCGGCUGGAGAAACGAGUCAGCUUUCCCUCCCGGCUGGGCAGCAGUAUCCUCUUCGGGAGCCUCCAGGCCCCCGGGGAGGGCGGUCCGGGCUCCGAGCCUCCCCCUGCGACCCCUGCACCUCCUGCGCCCGCCAGGCCCACCGCCCCGGAGACCCUGGGUGCCAAGCUCUCUGCCCUGCAGCCCCACAAGGUUCCCGCCCUGAAGAAGUCCCCGGGGCAGAUGCCCUUACUCUCUGAUGGCCAGGAGCCCAGGAAGUCAGUGCCACCGCCGGCCAAGGCUUGGAGCUACAAGAAGAAGGAGCAAGGGAAGCUGAACCCAAGGCCCGGGAAGAUUGUCCUGUUCUCAGAGCCAGGGUUCCGAGGGACGCGGCGUGAGAUCUGGGGGGACGUGGCCGAUGCCACCUCCUGGCCCCUGUGCCAGGCCAUCUCCAUGCGGGUGGUGCGAGGAGGGUGGGUGAUGUAUGAGGAACCCCAGUUUCGGGGCCGGAAGCUGGCCCUGGUUGAGGGAGACGUGGAGCUGGCAGAGCCGUGGGGACCCCGGAGCCCCGCCCGCAUCGGCUCCCUACGCCGGGUGGUCACGGACUACAGCAUCCCUGAGAUCAGCCUGUUCACGGAAGAGGCCGGCGGGGGGACCCAGGUCACAUUGACUGGUCCCUCGGAUGACCCCCGGGGCCAGGGUCCGCCUCUCCCGGGGGCUUCCAUCAUCGUCUCAGCCGGACUGUGGCUGCUCUAUUCCAAACCCUCCUUUGCCGGUCACCCCCACGUCCUGGAGCCCGGGAACUACCCCAACCCGGAGGCCUGGGGGGGCUCGGAACCCCACGUCGGCUCCCUGCAACCCGUGAGACUGGGCUGUCCCACCGUGGAGAAGUCCGGGGAGCCCAAGGCCGUGGUGUUUGAGGGCCCCAACUUCGAAGGACCGAGCUGGGCCGUGAGCCGGGACAUCUACCACCUCCGGAAGCCCGAGGACGAGCAGAGCCCCCGGGUGGCCACGGCGGGUUCCCUACGCAUCCUCGGGGGCUGCUGGGUUGGCUAUGAGAAGGAGGGCUUCCGGGGCCACCAGUACCUGCUGGAGGAGGGUGACUACCCAGACUGGACCAGCUGGGGCGGCUUCGACGAGGCGCUGGCCUCCCUGCGGCUCAUCCGGACGGACUUGGCCGACCCAGCCGUGGUCCUCUUCGAGGCCAUGGACUUUGAGGACGGGCCCAGCGUGGAGCUGAGCGAAGCCCUGCCCGACGUGGAGCUGGCCAACUACGGCCCCGUCACCCAAUCCAUCCACGUGCUUAGCGGCGUGUGGGUGGCCUAUGAGCACGUGGACUUCUCGGGAGAGCAGUUCGUGCUGGAGAAGGGGGUCUACCGCAACUGCGACGACUGGGGGUCUGGCAGCGGCACCAUCAACUCCCUGCAGCCCAUCCUCCAGGUUGGGGAGCACAAUCUGCACUUCCUCUCCAAGAUCCAGCUCUUCUCCGGCCCCGACUUCCUGGGCGAGCAGGUGUCGUUUCAGGAUGACCAGCCGGCUCUCCCCUUCCAGCCCCAGUCUUGCCGCGUGCACGGCGGCAGCUGGAUCCUCUUUGACGAGACGGAGUUUGAAGGCGAUCAACACAUGCUGUCAGAGGGCGAAUACCCGACCCUCACGGCCAUGGGUUACUUCGCCUCCGCCACGCCACGCUCGCUCAGGAAGGUGCCCGUGCACUUUUCAGAGCCGUCCAUCUUCCUGCACGGCCUCGAGUGCUUCGAGGGGAAGGAGAUCGAGCUGAACCACGAGGUGCGGAGCCUGCAGGCCGAGGGCUUCAAUAACCACGUGCUGUCAGUGCGCGUCAAGGGCGGAGUGUGGGUCCUGUGUGAGCACAGUGACUUCCGUGGACGGCAGUGGGUCCUGGACUGCACCGAGAUCACCAACUGGCUCACCUUCAGCGGCACCCAGAAGAUCGGCUCCCUCUACCCCAUCAAGCAGCGACGGGUCUAUUUCCGUCUGCGGAACGAGGAAACGGGUGGCUUUCUGUCGGUUCCGGAGGACGUGGAGGACAUGAAGGCCGGGAGGGUGGUGGUCUCCGAGCUGCAGGACAAGAGCAGCUUCGUCUGGUACUACGAGGAGGGACUCCUCAAGAACCAGGCGGCCCCCACGAUGAGCUUGCAGGUGAUCGGGCCGCCCAGCCAGGGCUCCAAGGUGGUGCUGUGGGCGGAUAGCCGUAUGCCCCGCCAGACCUGGACCAUCGAGGCCGGCGGCCGCGUCUCCAGCCAGAUGUUCCAGGACAAGAUCCUGGAUGUCAAAGGGGGCCGGACCUUCGACCGAGACCACGCGGUGCUGUGGGACGCCAGCGACGAGAGGCCGUCUCAGAUCUGGGAUGUCCAAGUCCUCUGAGGCCCGGACCAAGUCGCCCCCCUCUCUUCUUUCCCGGCCCCCCGGCCCCGUCCGGUGUGGGACCCCGGAGAGCCUGCGGGGCCGCCUGUUGGCAGGGGGGAGGGAAGGCCCAGGCGGUCACGGGGUGAAGGUGGUCCCCCUCUAGCUGCCGCAGCAGGGGGUCCUGCAGCGGGCUGGCCCUGGGGCCGUUUGUAUGGACGGUCGCUGCCGCCCCCGAUGUAAUAUAGGAGAUUUUCUAAGGCA
Ornithorhynchus anatinus (platypus) is the source of this 5149-nucleotide messenger RNA. It is a transcript of the gene CRYBG2, whose product is annotated as crystallin beta-gamma domain containing 2. NCBI's taxonomy places the organism in Eukaryota, Metazoa, Chordata, Mammalia, Monotremata, Ornithorhynchidae. The transcript is spliced from 20 exons. The record is from RefSeq and is a predicted model, not a curated record. Bases 155 to 4906 code for a protein of 1583 amino acids.